Messenger RNA from Cottoperca gobio, 2898 nucleotides. RefSeq names its product target of EGR1, exonuclease (gene toe1). Bases 147 to 1844 code for a protein of 565 amino acids. Gene Ontology annotation, cellular component: Cajal body. Gene Ontology annotation, molecular function: snRNA binding; metal ion binding; 3'-5'-RNA exonuclease activity. The record is from RefSeq and is a predicted model, not a curated record. The transcript is spliced from 9 exons. Lineage: Eukaryota; Metazoa; Chordata; Actinopteri; Perciformes; Bovichtidae. Gene Ontology annotation, biological process: snRNA 3'-end processing.
GUUGGUUCAAAGUCACGUCGACAGUUCACCACCCAUUUCUUCUUACGGAGAGGGUCUUUGGGGAACCUGAACAGCUGUUUGCCUAUGCUGGUUGAAUUGGAGCAGUUUGGAGCAGAGCAGCCACCCAUCGCAGAGUUGCGAUAAACAUGGUGUCCUCACUGGUUGUUCCAGUUAUUGAUGUCCAGAAUGAUACCUUCAAAGAGCUUUGGCCUGCUAUGGUAGUGGCCAUUAAAACGUCUUCCUUCGUUGCACUAGACACGGAGCUGAGUGGCCUUGGAAACAGGAAAUCAUUGCUGGCAGAAUCUAUAGAGGACAGAUAUAAAGCCAUAUGCCAUGCAGCUCGCUCUCGCUCCAUCCUCUCCUUGGGAUUCGCCUGUUACAAGAAACUAGACGACAAGGCUGCAGACACGUACCUGGUGCAGGUGUAUAACCUCACCCUGCUGUGUUCAGAGGAGUACAUCAUAGAGCCCCAGUCAGUCCAGUUCCUGGUUCAGCAUGGGUUUGACUUUAACAAGCAGUACGCCCAUGGGAUCCCUUACUGUAAGGGCAAUAAUAAGGCAGAAUUAGACGACCGUGGUGUCCACAUCCGAGCCUUAUUCACUGAACUGCUGCGUGCCAGGAAACCCCUGGUGCUCCACAACGGCCUCAUCGACAUGGCCUUCCUUUACCAGAGUUUUUAUGCACAUCUGCCCGAACGCUUGACCAGCUUCACAGCCGACCUGUCGGAGAUGUUUCCUGCCGGCAUCUAUGACACCAAGUAUGUCACGGAAUUUGAGCUCCGGCUCACUGCCUCCUAUCUGGAAUAUGCCUAUAAGAAGUGUAAGCUGGAUACCAGUCGCAGUGCGACCUCUGGAGGGAAUCAGCCUCACGUUCAGUUAGAGUUCUGUCAGUAUGCCGGUAACAUGUCCAGAUAUGUGGACUACAGAGUGUGUCCAGCUGUGGGCUCUGCUGAGGGACAGACUGACAUCUGCCAGCGCUUCUCUGCCUUUGGCUGGUGUUCAAAUGGCACCCAGUGUCCAUUGUCCCAUGACACUGACCUGAUCGUCCUACAGGACGAGAAAGGCCUGGGAGACAAGAAAAAUAAGAGGAAGAGACGUAAAGAGAAGAAGAGAGGUAGAGGUGAGACAGCAGAGGACUCUUCCAUCUUUGACGGCGCCCCUGAACACAAAAUGCCCAACAUGGAGGUGGAUUCCAAAGAAACCCCAGAUGACCAGUUAGGGACUGAGCCAUGCCCGGAGAGAGGGCCUCUGAUGGACGGGGACAGAAACGCCCUACAGAACGAAGAAGAGGGCAUGAAGGCAGACAGCGAGGGGAACGGAGUGUGUGAAGACAACGCAGACUUCAGAAACCCUGUAACAACGUCCACAACCGAUGACACAAAAACCAAGACAAACGAUGGUGAAGAGUGCAGAACAGGAGACGGAGAAAAGUUAAGUGACCACUCACCUAAGACUGACGAUCAGAAGAAGAAGGCUGACUCAGGAACGCACCGGGCCGGGUUUGACGCCUUUAUGACGGGAUACAUUUUUGCUCACUCAUGUACCCUCAAGAAGGACGGAGCGGGAGCUGUGGAGCAGAAGAAGAAGGCGCAGGAGAAUAAGGAGGUGGAACAGCAGAAGGUGGUGGAGCAGAAAAAGGAGGUGGAACAGCAAAAGGAGGUGGAGCAGAAGAUGGAGGUGGAGCAGCAGCAGAAGAAGGAGGAGCAGCCGUUGCUUCCUACUUGUCUCAAUAAGGUCUACCUCAGCGGCAAGGCGGCUCCUCUCAAUGUGGUUAAAAGCACCUUCUCCAAAUCGUCCAAGGCCCAUGUGCAGAAGAUGGCGAUGGUAUGGGGACAGAGAGUGUAGUGUGCACACCAGCACACAGCAUUAUAGUGUGAACAUCAGGGCUGCAAUUAUUAAGUAUUGUCAUUACCGAUUAAUCCGCCGAUUAUUUUCUAGAUUAAUCUUGUGGGUUAUAAAAUGUAAGGAAACAUGUCCCUCCCAGUCUCUCAACGUCCAAGGACUUUAAAUCUCUUUUUUUUUGUCAGUCAAAAACCCAAAGAUGUUCGCUUUAACAUGAUUAACAAAAAUAGAGAAAAGUAGGAAAUCUCCAUGUUUGAGAGGCUGAAAAAAAGUUGGCUGUUUGUUUUUGGACUAAUGGAUUAUUAGACUUAUCGCUGCAGCUCUAGUAUACAUGUGCAGGUUCACAAUUAGAUGUUCUAGCCAUGCCAGCAGCAGGGCUCUCUGUUCUCUCUGGCUCUAUGGGGAGCAGUGUUGGUCCACGACUUUGGUCGAGAGUAUCCCCUGACUCUUCCUCAAUCACCAUGAGGUUGACAUUUUAGUUUUUUAGUGAAAUAUUUUGACAAUCAUCGGAUAGAUUGUCUUGAAAUUGUGAUCAUGAUCCCUUACUUUUCCUUUAUUGCCAUUAUGAGGUCAAAUUAAUGUAAUUGAACUAUUACAUGCUGAAAGCCAUUAGUAUGACUUUGAUUGUUGAUUUCUGUUGACUCCUUUAAUAAUAAGGGAUUCAGAAGUAAUGGUCAGUUUGUGUUUGUGGAAGAAGCGUUCAGUCUGUCAGAUUAGACGAUCGGAGAUAACUUUUCACUUCUUUUCACUUCUUUUCAUCCAUUUGGGUCUGUUUCACAUGCUCCCAUAUUGUUUUUAUUUCUUUAGCAGUCUUUUUGUAAUGUUUUCACCUACUAAUAAUACUGCAAAUUGAGAAAUAUUAUAAUGGUAUACAUUAUUGUAAUGAAUUGCAGAUGCUCCUGUUUUUGAUUUAGUCAGCUGGUUUUUCUGAAGGUUUCUCUGGAAACAGCCGGGGAGAUUGUGGGAUUGAUUGCAUUAAUCCCACAUUUCAGAUGUUGUGUCAUUACCUGUUUCUGAAGUAACCUGUGGAAAAUAAACUAAUGCUCUUUAACAAUGA